This is a messenger RNA of Alexandromys fortis (reed vole), 3216 nucleotides long. RefSeq names its product alpha-fetoprotein-like. Gene Ontology annotation, cellular component: cytoplasm; blood microparticle. The record is from RefSeq and is a predicted model, not a curated record. Gene Ontology annotation, biological process: transport. NCBI's taxonomy places the organism in Eukaryota, Metazoa, Chordata, Mammalia, Rodentia, Cricetidae. The transcript is spliced from 11 exons. Bases 53 to 1633 code for a protein of 526 amino acids.
AAUGGUUAAUUAUAAAGGCUUGAAAAGAAUAUAAAGUCUUCAUAUCUCUCAAAUGGUGGAACUUCAUCUGAGACGAUGGAGGUUAUUAAAACUCUAUUUCUUAUUGCUUUCUUCAGCUCCAUUAAAUGUGAGCCUCUUCAAACAAGUUUACUACACGCAGGUAGGAAACCCCAUCUCCUGCCCGUGUGGCCCGACGUUCUUACCUCAGGUUCGGAUUUCAACACAUGAAAGUCAGGGGCAUAAACGCAUCCAAACCACAGCAGCAAACAAGACCUUUUUUCCAGCCAGGCAGCAUAUUAACCGCCAGGAUCACUUGGAGGAAACCCUAAGAGACGCUGCCAUCAUUAUGGUUGCUCAGUUUCAUCGGGAUGCAGCUUAUGUCAAGGUCCAAACCAUAGCUGAAGAGUUGCUGGAUCAAGCUGAGAAGUGUAAGAGUCUCAGACCACAUGAGUCACCUGCAGAGUGCGCUCACCAGUUGAUGGGUACCUUCCUCACCCAUAUUUGCAACGACCAAGGGCUGAUGGGCAAUCAAGUGUUCAGUGACUGCUGUAAGAUGGAAAUUACAGCAAGACUCCAGUGCUUCCUGUCCUCCAAGAAAGAUGACACAGACAGCAUCGAUGUACCCCUGAUUCCAAGGCCUGAGCUGACCUGUGAGACAGAUGAGGGGACUCACAUGUCACUGAAGACAAGGUUCAGCUAUGAAAUUUCUCGAAGGUAUCCAUUCUUAUACGGACCCACUAUCUUGACCAUGUCUGCUUGCUAUGAAACAGCUGUUUGGUCGUGCUGUCAAGAAGAAAAUAAAACCGAGUGCCUGCAGACAAAGCUAGAACCCAUCAGAAGAUAUAUUAGAGAAAUAUCUGUGAGACAUCAUCAUUUAUGUGAAAUCAGGAUUAAAUUCGAUGACAAAAUAGUAAGAGCCGUAGAAUUGAUUCUGCUCACUAAAAAGCAACCUAAAGCCAACUUUUCUGAAAUUGCCAAACUGACCACAGAUAUUAAAAAUCUGCAUGAGAUCUGUUGUGAAGGAAAUACAGUGGCAUGUGCACUGGGCAGGCACCAGCUUAUGAACUACACCUGCUCUCACCAGGCCAUCUUGUCCAGCAAGUUUGCUCAGUGUUGUGAACAGCCAGAACCAUUCCGUGGGGAGUGCAUUAUCAUCUCAGAAAAUGAUGACAAGCCCAACCUGACAUCCCUGGCACUCAGAAAGUUUACCGAAGACCAGUCUGCCUGCAAACAAUUCAGUGACAAGCAGGAUGACUUUCUACAAGAGUUUCUUUAUGAAUAUACAAGAAGACACCUGGAGUUGGCAGUUCCAGUGAUUUUAAGAAUACUUGCAACAUAUAAACAGUUACUGGAGAAAUGCUGCAAGUUAGGAAACCCUGUGGAAUGCCACCGCCGUGGGAAAGAGAUGUUCCAAAGAGUGGUCCGUGAGAGCCGUGACCGUGUGAAAACUUACUGUGACUUACACAGGACGUUAGGAGGCAGUAACUUCCAGGACAGGUACCUAUGUAACUUUGGUAGCCUCCAUCCUGCUUCCAAGCCCAGUUCCCCAGCUGCUGCUGAGGUCAGGGAGCAAAGCAGCCCUGCAGGGCCACCAUGGACUCUCACACCUGACCAUUUUACCUCGGGGCUUUGACUGGGACUUGGAGUCAAAGCUGCAAUAGAGAUUAGAAUCCAAAAUUCCUUAGCACUCGUAAGUCAGGUUUUUCAGGCAAGGCUAGUGUGUUGACCAAGAUGGAUGCCUUAGUUAUUUGUCAAAGGGAAUACGAACACCUUGGGUACAGAGAGCCUGGCGAAUCCUAUUUAUCAAGGAUUAAGUAACCAAAAAGUAAAGCCCACUUGAGGAAUUUCUGAGGUCUUGCUAGAAUGGUCUGUUUAGAAACACAGUAUUAAGAAAAGUUCAGUUUGAUAUAGUAUCUCAUAAUAUCGAGUUUAAAUUAAAUGUCCAAAAUAAUGGAUCACAGACAGUAUCCUGGCUCUUUGAGGCAGGGUUUUGGGCUCAGUGCUUUCCUGUUAUGUUGUGUUCAGUUGCUAAUGUCCAUUGUAAAGAUUAGAUUUGUGGCUCUCUCAGCUUUAGAAUGGAAUAAAAUCUUCCAGAAGACAUAGAACCCAGGCCCGAGAUUCUCCCUGGCUGCUGUAGAAACUCUCCUUCUUCCGUGUGUUUUUGUCUAGCCAUGCAGCAGUUAGUUCUAGUUGUUUGUGGUCUUGAACAAGCCGCUCUGCAGUCUUUCUCUUCAAGACCACUCCACGUCGCUCUGUCUUCAACACUACUUGCUAUCCCAAGUCGCCUCAUUUUCUUUUACUUGUGUUACCAGAAUGACUUUAAAACAGUGCGAUGCUCUGCUUUGACUGUUGUGAAUCUUCUCAAAGAAGCCAUUACCUUAAAAAUGAUGCAAAACUGAUAUCAUAUCUAACCCCUCUCAAAAAAAACAAAAACAAAACAAAACAACAACAACAAACCUCACAGUCAAUGACUUCCCAAAUCCCACAUCCUGUGCCCUUUCACCUGGCUCAUUUAGAGGCAUUGUCAUUUCUCAGUUCCGAAGACCUUUCCUCAGGAUACCCUGCCUGACCUCCUUGAUGAAAAAGAUACCAUCUUUUAUGUCCUGUUAGGGAAAUAACAUUAAAAACAAAAUUUGUCAAGGUAAUAUUGAAGUAGAAUAGUUUCUUCUUAAUUGAAUAAAUAUUAAACCAGAAAGAAGUCCCAGUCCCUGGCCACAGCUAAGCAGACACAACCCUUUGUGCACAGGAACUGGUGAACUCGUUCUGAACAAUGACUAGCGCUCAAGAUGAUUUGACUGGUCUGCUUGCCAAAACUCACCCUAGCUUUACCUGCCAAUUUACAAAACUCUCGUUCACUACGUCUCUAGAGAUCAACAGCCCUGCCCCACCCCCAAAACCCUUCUUACAUCUUUAAGCAAGGAGGUCCUUUGUAGCUUGCAAUAGGAUUCUUCCCCAACAUAAGCUCUCCCCACAGCCAAGAACUGGGAGAAAGGGGGAGCUGCCUGUCCCUAAAUCCUGGGUUUCUGAAGAAGACAUUGCUGACUCAUAAAGCUGAUGAAAAUGUAGAUCAGUUUUAAUAUGUGCGUUGUGUGUGCUUCAAUGAGAGGAGAAAGUCUUCUAAGGUUUUCUGAAGUGGUCGAACUAAGAAAGAUGGAGGGAGGCAGAGGCAAUUCCUUCCCUCGUUUCUGGUGGUGGGAGACUUGAACUUUUUUUUUU